AUGGCGACUCAGACCCCAUCAGAUAUAUUGGAUGGCAUCGCGACUGCGCGUGUCGCGUUUGAUAACAAUGAGCCUGGCUCAAGAGAGGCUUUGAUUGACUAUGGUCGUGCACUCAUCGCCUCUCUGGAAAUUCCCAGCGAGUUUAUCCAGCGCACCUUCUGGGCAGAGCCCGCCCAGUCCGCCAUUAUCCGUAUCGCCUUCGAUGUCCGGUUAUUCCAGCACCUGGAGGAAGCUGGAGCCGAGGGACUGAGUGCUUCAGUUUUGUCCGAGAAGACAGGAAUCGAUGUGACUCUCCUACAACGCUUGAUCAGACAUCUGGUCGCUAUGAACCUUAUCACCUUCCGCGACGGAGCCUUCCGCGGAACAACCCUGAGCAACGGCCUUGCAGCAGAGAACUAUCAGCACAGCGUUCGCUUUUGCUAUGAUACAUCCCGCCCGGCGUUUAAUGGAUUCCCUGAACAUUUCAAGAAGAAUGGAUAUACACCUCCAACUCUGAGUGGAACGGAUGGUCCCUUCCAGUCAGCGCAUCACACAGACCUGCCCUUUUUCGAUUGGCUAGUUGCCACACCUCCUAAUUUGGACGACUUUAGCUCAUUCAUGGCUUCUUAUCGUGCUGGAAAGCCCGAUUGGUUUGACUUCUACCCCGUUCAGGAACGGAUGAUCGAAGGCUUUGAUUCCUCUGUCAAUGAGACUCUGUUGGUUGAUGUGGGAGGUGGUCGAGGCCACGAUGUUGCUACCUUUGCAACACGGUACAAUGCCCACCCUGGAAAGAUCAUUCUACAGGACCGUGAGCCAGUUAUUGCAACAGUUGAUGCUAGUGAUGCCUUCGAAGCGCGGGCCCAUGACUUCUUCACUCCUCAACCCAUCCAAGGAGCUCGUGCAUACUCCCUUCACUCCAUUCUGCAUGACUGGGGUGAUGAUGAGAGCGUGAAGAUUAUUCAGAACCUCGUUCCUGCACUCAAGCCAGAAUACUCGCGGGUUCUAUUCAACGAGAUUGUUCUGAGUGAAGAGAAGCCCACAUUGGCGGCGACAAAUAUGGAUAUGAUGAUGCUGGCUCAUUUGAAUGUCCGCGAAAGAACAGAGGCAGAGUGGACAACCUUGCUUGCCAAGGCUGGGCUGAAGGUAAUCAAGAUUCAUACUUGCCCAGGUGUUGCGGAAAGCUUGAUCGAGGCAGAAUUGGCGUGA
Molecule: messenger RNA, 1185 nt
Organism: Penicillium malachiteum
Lineage: Eukaryota; Fungi; Ascomycota; Eurotiomycetes; Eurotiales; Aspergillaceae
Exons: 2
Coding region: 1-1185 (394 amino acids)
Molecular function (GO): O-methyltransferase activity
Source: RefSeq, a predicted model, not a curated record